Molecule: messenger RNA, 2587 nt
Organism: Diachasma alloeum
Lineage: Eukaryota; Metazoa; Arthropoda; Insecta; Hymenoptera; Braconidae
Product: probable phosphatase phospho2
Exons: 2
Coding region: 222-986 (254 amino acids)
Molecular function (GO): phosphatase activity
Source: RefSeq, a predicted model, not a curated record
UUCUUUUGUUUACAUUCCAACACAAAGCAGCACAUGCCAGUGGUAAAAAAACAUGGCGGCGUGUGCCACUUGUCUCAAUUCACCGAUCUGUCGACGAGUCAUAAUAAAAAUUAUUUCCCAGAAGUAAACAAAAAUAAAGGAAUUGACACUCGAUAAGUGGAAUAUUUCAACAAGUAUGAAGUGGUCAUUUCCGCGAUAUCAGAGCGAAUAAAGGAGUUUUAAUGAUUGUGAAGCAGUUGAGAUCAUUCACCUCACGAGUAACCAUGACGAAACCUCUGCUGAUUGCCUUCGACUUCGACCACACAAUUGCAAACAAGAACACUGAUCAUGUGGCCUACGAGAUGCUCCCCGGAGGAGUCCCCGAGGACGUUAAAAAGCUGUACCACUCAGGCGGAGGCUGGACGGAGUUCAUGAGAAGAUGCUUCCAACUCUUGCACGCAGCAAAAGUAUCCAGAGAGGAUCUCGAAUCAACUGUGAACGCGAUUCCAGCGGUCCCAGGGUACGAGAAUCUCCUCAAGAACUUGCACUCCAACAACUGCGAAGUGAUAAUCAUCAGUGACUCCAACUCAGUCUUCAUCGAGAAUUGGUUGGUCCAUCAUAAGCUGAAGCACACGAUCACGAAAAUCUCGACGAACCCUGCGUUCUUCGAUGAUGAGGGAAUGCUCCACGUGAAGGAGUACCAGGACCAGGACUUCUGUGACCUCAGCGAGAGGAAUUUAUGCAAGGGAUAUGUUCUAGAGACUUACAUAAAGGAGAGAGCGAGUCAGGGGAUCAUAUUCCAGAGAGUAGCUUAUGUGGGGGAUGGCAAGAACGACUUCUGUCCGAUGUUGAAAUUAUCUAAGAAUGAUCUGGCGUUCCCCAGGAAGGACUACGCUAUCAUGAAGUACCUGAGUAACCCAGAGGAACCCUCUUUGAAGGCUGAAAUUCUACCCUGGAGCGAUGGAAAUGAUAUCUGGAGGGAAAUUCGUGCUCGAAUGAAUUUUUAAACGUUUAAAACUUACGAAUAUAUUCGAUAUUCGAAUUCAUUGAUUUGGUAGAGGAGGGGAGAACGAAACGGAUUUUUUGUUGAUAUGAAGUAAUUUUGGAAAUGAGUGAUUUUAAGAGGAAAUGUGGGAGAGGAUUUUUGUGGGAAUUCUAUAAUUUUUCUCUUUCUGGUAAACUCCUCAUGGCUGAGAAUUUCCAAAAAUUUAAUUUCUAAUUAUUACGUUCUACCAUUCCUCAUGUCUUGAUUAAUUUUUUAUAGUUCUAAUAAAGUUGCGAAAGUUUCAUGCUUGUUGAAAUAUUUGAUAUUCAGUGAUUCAUUUAGUAGAGGAGUGGUAAAACAAAACAGAAUGGAGUAUGUUAAAUCAACAUAUUUUGGUGAUAUGAAAUAAUUUUGGAAACGAGUUAUGUUAGAAGAAUAUGCAAGGUAGGAUUUUUUAGGAAGUUUACAAACUUCAGGAAAAGUUUUUUGAUUUUUUUCUGGAAACUACUUGUGGCUGAGAAUUUUCAAAAAGGUUAAAUUCUAAUUAUUACGUUCUACCAUUCCCCAUGUACUUAAUUAUUUUUUUAUAUUUGAUUUUUUAUGAGUUCAUCUGAAAGGAGAUGAGUGCUCGAAUAAAUUUUGAGCGUUCAUACCUACAGAAUCAUUCGAUAUUCGAAUUAAUUGAUUUAGUAGAGGAGUGAUAAAACGAAAGAAAAUCGAACCUGUAAAUUUAACACGCGUUGAUCAUAUGAAAUAAUUUUAGAAGUGAGUAGUUUCAUUAGAAAACAUAAAGGGAUAUUUUUUUCUGGAAUUUUAUGAGCCUUAAAAACAAUUUUCGAAAAGGUUGAAUUUCACUUGCUACGUUUUACGAUUCCCCUACACUCAAUUAAUCUUUAUCAAUUAAUUCCUUUUGUUAAUUAAUCUAGGAACGACUCUCCCAGGAGAGGGACUAGUGCUUGAGUAAUUUUUCACCGUUUCAUUUGUAACAAAUUAUUUUAUAUUUCAUUAAAUUGAUUUAGUUGUGAAGUAUAAAAACGUAAUCGCGCAGAAAAUCGCAAGUUGAUUUUCAAUAACUUUAUCUGAAUAUGAAAUUUUUUCUGCAUCGAAUGUAAUUGAAAGAAAAUGUGAAGAGAUUUUUUUGGGAGUUUUUUUCAACUACGAAAAAUGUCUGUUGACAUUUCAUUUCGAAGGCAGUCAUCCUUGCAAUUAAUGUCUCAUUACUGACAAAGUUUGAUAAAUUUCAAUUUGUUAAUUCAUCCUUUGUCUCAUUUUGAAGAAGCAAGACUUCCACUCCUUGUCCAUAAACAAAUGCCAAUGUCUCAUCAAAAUUUUCCGGAUUUCUACAUAUUGUCAAUCCUUGCAAGUCUGAUACAAAAGUUUGGAUGAUUUUUUUCGGUGUAACCGACAACUUCUCAUUGGAAUAAUUGUAGUCGUAGAGAACCACUCGUUGGUCGAUGGCAGUAGUUAAUAAUUGAUCGUUAGGGAUAAAUCUUAUACCUGAAAGAAUUAUUUUUCAAUAAAUUCAUGGAUAAUGGAUAAAACUGAAUGGUCAACAAAUUAUUUCAGUAAUCAAGUGGUAAAAUAAAUAGGUUAAAGGCGUCAUCCUUCCCCAUUUUCCCUUUU